Molecule: messenger RNA, 773 nt
Organism: Magnolia sinica
Lineage: Eukaryota; Viridiplantae; Streptophyta; Magnoliopsida; Magnoliales; Magnoliaceae
Product: nodulin-related protein 1-like
Exons: 1
Coding region: 142-588 (148 amino acids)
Biological process (GO): response to heat; regulation of abscisic acid biosynthetic process
Source: RefSeq, a predicted model, not a curated record
UACUCAAUGUCUUCCCAAUCCCAAAUAAUUCAAAAGCCUAUAUUCACUCCUUUUCAACAUCCGCACCAAGCGUUCCUAUUUCCACCCAACUCCCAAAAAUCCUCUCUUCGUUCCUAUCUAUCUAUUGGGCUGUAGGAAUCCAUGGAAGAAUAUUCAGGUACAGGCCAGCAUAAGAAACCCAGUAACGACAGCCACACCGAAAGCCACCAAGACAGUACUCCUUCCUUAACCCAACUCCUCUCCAGUGGAAAGCUGGUAGCGGAGGCUGCUACUUCAGCCCUCCACCAUGAAACAGACAAGGUAGACAAAGGCAAGGUGGCAGGUGCCGCAGGCGAUCUGCUGGGUGCCGCUUCUGACUAUGGGAAGCUUGAGGAGAAGAGCUUUGGGAAAUACGUUGAGAAAGCUGAGGACUAUCUGCACCAAUACAACUCUUCCAAUUCCGCCACAACCACUACCACAACUCACUCCUCUUCAACUCAUAAUUCCAGUGACGGCAGCAGCGGAGGAGGUGGUGGUGAUGGAACUGCUUCUGAGAGUGGUUAUGGGGACUACUUGAAGAUGGCCCAAGGGUUCAUGAAAAAGAACUGAGUCACCUCUUCUUACUUGCAUUUUAUUAUGUAUGUUUUAUGUGGAACUGAGUCACCUCUUCUUUACUUGCAUUUUAUUACUGUAAUGUGUUGGGUGUUUUAUGUGAAAUUGUAGUUUCCUGGUCACCAGGAUAUGCAAUUGCGCUCACGGGGUUUCCAUUUAUACUGGUGGGGCCCUUUCUAUCU